Messenger RNA from Papaver somniferum (opium poppy), 819 nucleotides. Its product is annotated as protein TIC 20-II, chloroplastic-like. The record is from RefSeq and is a predicted model, not a curated record. Lineage: Eukaryota; Viridiplantae; Streptophyta; Magnoliopsida; Ranunculales; Papaveraceae. The coding region runs from base 1 to 819 and encodes 272 amino acids. The transcript has a single exon.
AUGGCUUCUUCUACCGUUAAUCUCCUUCUUCGUUCCCCGUCAAUCCAUCCUUGCUAUAAUCAUCAACAAACCUUCAGUAGGAAACCCUUGUCUUCAUAUUCAUCAUCAACCUUUCUCCCCUUCAACACUCACAGAUCAUCUUCAUCAUCAAAAAUAUCGUCACUUAAACUUGAAGCCACAGCUAACCCCAUAACCACCCACAAAUUACAGAACCCAUCACAGUUCCUUCUUCAUAACCCUAAAUUUUACUCAUCACCCCCAUUGAAGAAGAAGACAACGCCAACCGUAUGCAUGGCUUCGUCAUCAUCAUCAUAUCAGCAUGCUCAACCAAUCCCAGCUACAGAUAGACUAAUUUCAGUACUUGUAUAUUUGAUUCCGUUCUUGAACGGGUUAAAAUAUGGAACUUAUCUAUUUCACAAAUACCCUAUAUUAGAACUACCAUUUAAUCCAGUUAUACCAUUACUGGAAUUCUACAAAGCAAUACCUGGUAUAUUUAUACUCUUAACCCUUUAUCUUGGGAUUAUCAGAGAUAGGAGUUUUAGUAGGUUUGUGAGGUUUAAUUCACAACAAGCUUUGAUAAUGGAGAUCAUGGUUCUGGUUCCUGAAUUGGCUAAGAAAGUACUAGUGGGUGCCGAUACUAGUGAACAGAUUGGGUUUAAGUUUGAAUUGUUGAAGCUUAGUCAUGAUGUCACGUUUAUUUUGACUGUGGCCGCAUUUGUUUACGCGGUUUACAAGUGUGUUCUUGGUAGGAUACCUGAGUUUCCUGGUAUUAGUCAUGCUGUUGAAUGGCAGAUUUUCGCUAUUGAUAGGCAACUCUGA